Aquila chrysaetos chrysaetos is the source of this 1788-nucleotide messenger RNA. It is a transcript of the gene GHRH, whose product is annotated as growth hormone releasing hormone. Gene Ontology annotation, cellular component: terminal bouton; extracellular region; perikaryon. Bases 218 to 736 code for a protein of 172 amino acids. The record is from RefSeq and is a predicted model, not a curated record. The transcript has 7 exons. Gene Ontology annotation, biological process: adenylate cyclase-activating G protein-coupled receptor signaling pathway; positive regulation of multicellular organism growth; positive regulation of growth hormone secretion. Gene Ontology annotation, molecular function: growth hormone-releasing hormone activity; peptide hormone receptor binding; neuropeptide hormone activity. Lineage: Eukaryota; Metazoa; Chordata; Aves; Accipitriformes; Accipitridae.
CCAGAGGACAGCUGGGGGGAGAUCCGAGAGUGCCCUCCUUGCUCAGCACGCGUCCUGAGUCCUGCCCAGGCACCGUGAGGAGGGGACAGACCCAGCAAGGCUCACAGAAGCAGCUCUAGAGAAGAAGUAUUUGCAACAGGGGAAGUAAACAUCUGGGCAGGAGCCAAUCUAGGAAGCACUUGUUUUCUAAGGGAACGGUGACUCCAAAGGGUGGAAGAUGCUGGAUAAGGCCACCCUGCUCCUGUUCAUGCAUUUAGUUGCAUGCUCCAUCUCCUCUCCUCUCUACCCAGCUCUCAGGUACAAUCCAGGGCCAGUUGCUGGCAAGGCCGUGAACUUCCAGCUACAGCACAGCAGCCCUUUGCAGAGCCAUAACCCCUUAGCAGAGGAACAGAAGGAGGAGGGUUUGUUAACAGACCCCACUGAGAAAAGGAUGCAGCGCCAUGCUGAUGCUAUAUUCACCGACAACUACCGGAAAUUCCUGGGGCAGAUUUCCGCCCGCAAAUUCUUACAGACCAUCAUUGGCAAGCGGCUUGGAAGCAGCGAGAGCAGCCCAGGAGAAGGGGUGCACGAAUUUCUGACAAGGCGCCAGUCUGACAGCAUCCUGAUGGACAGCCGCUACCACCAACAGAUGGUACUAAGGGACUUCCUGGGAGCCAUUCUGCAGAAUCAAAGGCCUCAGGACAUCAUCAGCAGUCGGUUAGAAGGCUUUCCCAGCACCUUGGCUAAGGUCAUGUAAAUACUUCUCCCUUUUUCAUCUCCCCAUGCUCUGAAUAAUUCAGAGCUCACGAAUCUAACUGUACAGUAAGCCCUUCACAGCAAUGAAGACAUUCCUGGAUGUGACCAGCUGGAAAGUGAUGCAUACACUCCUCAGAUCUGUUCAAAGUAACACAGUUCUGAUGCACUACUUAAUUUACUUCAGUCUUUACAGUUUAACUCCCCUCUCUAAAUACUGGUCUGUGUAUUGAAGCAGAAAAAAAUACCUCCGUGGUUUAACCUCAGGCUGCUUUACGUACAAAGACUAAAACAACCAGUACACUUGUAAUCCUGGGGACAUACUGUCUACUAAUUAAGACUUUCAAAUCACGAAGCAUAGCAAAAUUUCUGCCAAGUCAUCAUUCUGUUUGAGGGCCUGAUUAAUAAACAUGAGGCCACCAAAAGGCACCUUUAGGCAACUUAGUAAAUUGAUUACAGCCUCCUCUAAAUAGAUGCUGAUGGCACAACCACACAUGCAGCUCUGAUCAGGGUGAGGCAAGACAUGAAUCCACACAUCUACCACCCAUAAGAAAUGCUGCUGUGGGCUGCUGCUGUCUAGCUCCUUGAUACAGAGCCCUGGAAGAAAACUGAACUCCAAAAAGCUCAACUACAGUUACUGCUCAGCCUUGAGGUGUUCAAACCAAAGCUACACCUCUGCAAGACCUAAAGGAGAUCCCUGUGCAUCAGAUUGGGCUGUCACUAUGUUUUAAUUUAACAUGCCAUCCAGUGGCUCUGAACUCCACCGUGGCUAGACUUACAACUGUAUAUGUUUUCAAAGAAGUAAGUUAUUAACCCAGUGAUCUCAUACAGCUACUUCCUUCUCUGUCACCCCAAUUCUCCUAUUGUUUGUGUAAUAAUUAUGUCUUCAGAAAUGUAAAUAACAUCAGGAUGGGGUCUGCUUUCCCAUCAUUAGCAGGAAAUAAAAGUUGUUCUAAAUAAACCUGUCCAACAGCAGGUCAAGAUGGCUUUUUGUCUGUUGAGAAGUUAGUUUCUUGAUUCUGGGCCCAGAAUGGAAGAUGUCACUCAAAGACAGCA